AUGUCUUCUAUUCAAAAGUUGAGGACAUUUUGCAAGAGCUCAGGAUCAUGGCGAAUGAAGGAGCCAUUUGCGAGCCACCGAAACAUCGUCCGCCUUUUAGACUUGGCGUGGGACUCAAUAGACGACACUCUGUUUGCUCCCGUAAUGAUCGUCGAGCUCGCUAGUUUAGAAACACCUACAAUUCAACAUUAUUUCCAAGGAAAAGAUAAAAGGCAGUCCUUUUGUCUUUCAACCGUCCGCUCCUUCAUCGCCGAUGUUGCCGAUGGAUUAACCGCUUUACAUUUCUCCAACGUGCUACAUUCCGAUCUCAAGCCGUCAAACAUACUGUUGUUUCAUGAUCACUCGUCAGAGUCUCUGGUUGCUAAAAUCAGCGAUUUUGGAUACGCAGAUUCCGAUCGGAUGAUAAGAAAAGAGGACAGUGAAGUAAGAGGAGGGACCAGGGAAUGGGCUGCACCUGAACUGCUAUCCGGGUGCCCCAAGUCCGUCCGGACGCUAGCAAGAGCCGCUCCUACAGUCAGCGAUGUUUUCUCAUUUGGGCUUCUAGCCUUCUAUAUGGGGACAGGAGGCAUGAGCCCAGCAAACAUUGGAGGCUGGACAAUGGAUGAACUUGACAAGAUCAAGUUUCACGGGGAGACAUUCGAGGAGCUCCAAAAGUAUUCAUCUGGAUACACUCACCGUCUAGACAGUUCCCUGUUCGAUGAAGGGCCAUUUUUAUCUGCAGUACGAGAUAGUCUAAGGCUGGAACCGACACAGAGACUGGCAACUCUUGGAGGGAUGAGAUCUGUGUUGUUCGGAAGUGAUCAGUAUAGAAAACAGAAGAUGGAGCAUAAAUUCCGAGCGCGUCCGUUUGUUAGUUUCGUAUCUCGCUCGCUGCCUCUCAGCAGUAUCGUCCAUCCGAAUCUCACUCUCAAUAAAAUUGCGUUGGAUAGCCUGCCUAAAAAGCUCCGGAUCCAAGCCGAAAAGUUAAUCGGCAACAAAACAGGGCUCUUCGAGCCAAUGGCCCACAGCCUCCGCAGAGGCCAAUUCUUCCCCAAGACCUAUAAGACCGAGGAAGAGAUGACACAGCCAGAAAGGGUUGGGCGUCUCUCAAUCGACCAGAUCCAGUAUUUUCCCUCGCUCAUUGGCGAAAUCUUCGCCAUUGGGAAGGUAGCAUUAAGCCAAACCUUCACAGCUGAAUCAGCAGUCGCCGACCUACUGCAAACAGAAUGUACAGAAAGGCCAAGAAUAUUCACUUUGAUCGAUGGCAAUGAUAUCAAUGCUGUCAAGCGAGAGCUUCUUCUCGACUCGUCCCAAGCCGUGAUACCACUACCGAUAGAGGCCGGAGGUUGGUAUCCUCUUCAUCUGGCAGCAGAACUGGGCAGGGUUGAGAUCGUGAAACUCUUGCUGAAUACGGAUGGAGUUGACUGUGACGUCCGUUCUGGGCAAUGCCAACUAACUCCACUGCACCAAGCAGUCAAUUCCGAAGAGCCAGCAGUUGUUCAGCUUCUUUUAGAUUCUGGCGCUCAGAUUGAUGCCAGAUAUUACAUUCCGAAUUCAGGGUACGUAAGAGACAUGACACCCCUAGACCUGGCUGUCGAAGCCUAUGAUGAAUCAAGAGGUGGUAUAAAGCAGCGCAUGAAAAUCAUUAGACUCCUUCUACAUCGCGGGGCCGACUACUUGCACAACAAUGCAGGCAGAGGUUUCUCGGUUGUAUUCAGAGCAGCUCUGAAAAGCCUGGACUUGCUCAAAGUCUUUUUCGAUUCCAUACCCCCAGAGGAAUCGAGGCUGUUAGUGACAAUUAUUGAUGAUCUAGGGAGUACACUUUUGUCUUCUGCUGCCAGUGCGAGGCAGGUAGAGACUUUCAAAUACCUCCUAUCUAAAGGGGCCGAUCCAGGUGCCCGUGAUCGUCUUGGGAGGACCAUCUUUGUCCGGCUCGAGGGAGAUCGUGUUUUCAAGGGCUCAGCCCUUGGACUUGUAGAUCACGCAAUGCCUUACCUUAGUGGGAAAACUCCCCGCCAGUGGGACAAAGAGACAGACGAGAUUAUUGGGCUUAUAAAGGCAUCGGGGAACUUGGAGGCUACAGCUUACGACGAUUUCUGCUUUUCGUCGACAGAGAUACAUGAAAUGUUUGAGCGAGCCCGCCUUCGAUCUUCCAAAUCCUUCGCAUCCAAGCUGCUGGAUGCUCUCAAAUCACCAUCAUUCGGUCGAAGGCUUCACCACUCGAUGAUUAUCUUUAACGAGAUAUCCUCGCAGGCUCACAAGAUUGAGUCCUUAGAUAUUGAAGCCGAAGCACUUCAUUUGAAAAAGCAAUUACUGGAGUGGCAGCAAAAUCGCCAGACAGGCCGCAUUCCGAUGGAUGUGUUACCUGAAGAAUGGCAAAGAGGCUUGAGAUACUUCGGGAACAUUUCCCCCGGAAUCUGGGAAGAGUUAUUCAUAAAGGAAGAAUUACCCCAAUUGGCAGAGCUCCUGAAGCUCACGUUAGUCCCGAUGCUUGAUGCGUUCUUACGCUACAACGGAUUUCAGGUCAUCUACCAGUUUAUGAAAUUCAUAGAAGAGAUUGACAGAAGAGGGCUUCUGACUGAGUUCUUCAACGCUAUUUACGCUGUAUGCAGGUCUCUCCUUUCCUUACGUACACAUGACCCGAGAUCUCUGCUGCGUAAAGGCCUCCUUGGGAUGCACGUGAGGGAUGUUUGGAGAAUUCUCAAGACCGGGGAAAUUCUGGAUAGACUUUUCGAUUUGGUUGUCGUUGCUGGGAUGGAAGAAACAGUUGAUCAAACCAUCACCCACCUUCCUGUUGUUUUUGAAGCCAGAGCGGUGGCACCUCUGCCAUCAACAAUCCAGACACUCCGGCUUGCAGAGCGAUAUCCGGGGUCUCAGAUGUUCGUCACAGGGACAAGUCUCAACAUUCCGCCUUUUAGAAUCCUGAUCGCCCUCUUGCAAAUUGUCAUUUUCACGUUACCCGCGAUAGCUUACGCGUUACAAUGGUUCCUCGCCUUCGCGCAGCACUCAAGCAUGAUCGGCUUUUUAGUAAUGGCCAUCUGGAGGAUUAAAAGACCCGGCGAGUGGGUGCUGUUUGAUAAACUUCAAAUUCAUCCAAACGUGGGUCGCGGUAUCAGAGCUGUGCUCGCUCUUUUCAUCUUUAGAUUGAGACAUCCCUGGGUCUUAGAGGAGCCCUUGAUCGUAUCAGUUCCACACCAGUCAGGGAAACGAGUAGAUAUCGCCUCAGCAAUGCAUUACAUUCCCGCAGGUCGAUCGAAUGUUUUUCACUUCCUUUCGAUAUCAAAUAGCUCACAACUUGAGUCUAUCCCGUGUUACACGGCGAUGGGAGAACUCAUGGAUGGCUGGAAAGAUGGAAAAUUUCCAAGAAAAGGCUGGUGCAACGGCUGGUGGGAGUUAAACCAAUUCGACGAAUGGGUGAGAAUUAAUGCGGCCGGUAAACCAAGCCUAAGCAGUUACAGCGAGGCAUCGAAGCAUAUAAAGGAAAUUCUCGCAGGCAAACAGCGUGAUGAAGUGUAUGAAAACUUCCUACGUGAAAGAGACUAUUGGUUAGAUACCCCUGCCGAACAACUAAGCAAGAUGAAAAAGGUGUUUGGUGAGGCAAACGACGAUUGCUUUCAGAUUUGGGCGAAUUUAUACCUUCGAGAACCAAUUCCGCGUGUGUCAUAUUCAUACCUUCCUUUGCCUGCCUUGCACACUUUUCUUCAAUCUGUGGCAGACUACAGCUGGUAUGUAAGAGCUUAG
Messenger RNA from Clonostachys byssicola, 3720 nucleotides. NCBI's taxonomy places the organism in Eukaryota, Fungi, Ascomycota, Sordariomycetes, Hypocreales, Bionectriaceae. The record is from the annotation of a GenBank genome assembly.